AUGAGCGGGUCGAACCGAGAAGCAGCGAAAGAAGAGCGUAAGAAGGCAGGGGGCGGGGUGAUCAACCGGCUGAAGGCUCGGCGCGUGCACGGGAGGGAGGACGGUGACGGGGAGCUCCGGGGAGUGGUCGCGGUCACCGAGCAGGAGUUGGUAGGCCUGAAGGAGCUGAGACCGGAGCAUGUCCUAGGCCUGAGCCGGGUCACAGAGAAUUAUCUGUGCAGACCUGAGGAUAAUGUAUUCGGCAUUGACUUCACCCGCUUCAAGAUCCGGGACCUGGAGACUGGCACUGUGCUCUUCGAGAUCUCCAAGCCUUGCUCAGCAACAGAACCUGAUGAGGAAGAACCAGAUUCUGGGCAGCUAGAUAGCAGUGCUGGACGAUUUGUACGUUAUCAAUUCACACCAGCAUUUCUAAGGCUUCGCAAGGUUGGUGCCACGGUAGAGUUCACAGUGGGUGAUAAGCCCGUGAAUAGUUUCCGAAUGAUUGAGAGACACUUCUUCCGUGAUCGGAUCCUUAAAACUUUUGACUUUGACUUUGGAUUUUGCAUUCCAAACAGCUGCAAUACCUGUGAACACAUGUACGAAUUCCCACAACUGUCAGAGGAUAUAAUCCGGAUGAUGAUUGAUAACCCAUAUGAAACAAGAUCUGAUAGCUUUUACUUUGUGGACAACAAGCUUAUCAUGCAUAAUAAAGCAGACUAUGCCUACAAUGGAGGACAAUGA
Molecule: messenger RNA, 720 nt
Organism: Staurois parvus
Lineage: Eukaryota; Metazoa; Chordata; Amphibia; Anura; Ranidae
Source: the annotation of a GenBank genome assembly